This is a messenger RNA of Eruca vesicaria subsp. sativa (arugula), 646 nucleotides long. The record is from the annotation of a GenBank genome assembly. NCBI's taxonomy places the organism in Eukaryota, Viridiplantae, Streptophyta, Magnoliopsida, Brassicales, Brassicaceae.
GUAAUCAGAAUUUCAAUUAUUUCCUUGCGAUCGUCCCCUCUUCGACUUUUAUUAGGGUUUUCGAUUUUUCAGAGAUCAAAUCAAUGGCUUCUCUCGAUACCGACGUUAACAUGAUCCCCGCCGGUGAAUCCUCUAACUCCGCUGCACCUUCUUCAUCGAGCAAGAAGGCGAAGAGAUUCGAAGUUAAGAAGUGGAGCGCCGUCGCUCUCUGGGCUUGGGAUAUCGUUGUUGAUAAUUGCGCUAUCUGCAGAAACCACAUCAUGGAUCUCUGUAUUGAAUGUCAGGCUAAUCAGGCCAGCGCUACGAGUGAGGAAUGCACUGUUGCUUGGGGGGUUUGCAAUCACGCGUUCCACUUUCACUGUAUCAGCAGAUGGUUAAAGACUCGUCAAGUUUGUCCAUUAGAUAACAGUGAGUGGGAGUUCCAGAAAUAUGGUCACUAAAAUCAACGAAUCGUGCCAUCAACUUUGUCUUAUAUAAGAUGUCAUGCUCAUUUCACUGCCGCAUAUGAGAUACUAAGAUUUGCUCAAACUUCUUGUUUCCUUUGUUUUCGUUUUUUCCUUGUUGUGUGAAGACAGAGAUAUUUAGUUUAACUGAAUCUAUUAUUCUUUUUUGCUUCAGUAAUGUCUUAAAAAAAUUUAAAAAUUUA